AUGGCGUCAGUCCGCGUUUGCGUAUGUGGCGACGAGAGCACGGGCAAGUCCAGCCUCAUUGCUUCGCUCGUCAAGGACCAGUUCAUGAGCAACAAGAUCCAACCCGUCUUGCCCCAGAUCACCAUCCCGCCCAGCAUCGGAACCCCAGAAAAUGUCACGACAACCAUCGUCGAUACGUCUGCUCGUCCCCAGGACCGUACCACCUUGCGUAAAGAGAUCAGGAAAUGUAAUGUCAUUCUGCUUGUUUACGCCGACCACUACAGUUAUGAAAGAGUGGCUCUCUUUUGGAUGCCAUACUUCCGUUCUCUCGGCGUCAAUGUUCCCGUCGUACUGUGUGCCAACAAAUCGGACCUCGCUGGUCAAGGCAAUACCCCUCAGAUAGUGGAGGAGGAGAUGCUACCCGUCAUGGCCGAGUUCCGCGAGAUCGACUCCUGCAUUCGAACCAGUGCUCGUGAGCAUAAGAACGUCAACGAGGUCUUUUUCCUGUGCCAAAAGGCCGUCACCCAUCCUAUUGCUCCGCUCUUCGACUACAAGGAGGGUCGUCUCAAGCCAGCCUGCGUUGCUGCUCUCAAGCGAGUCUUCUUCCUUUGCGACAAGGACCAGGACGGCUUCUUAAACGACGAAGAGAUGCGCGAGUUUCAGGCACGCUGCUUUGAUAAGCCUCUUACCAGUGAUGAUUUGGACAACAUUAAGCUGUCCAUUUCCAAAACCAUGCCAGAUGUGAACAUGGAAAGGGGUAUCGAUCAACCCGGCUUCCUCCAACUGAACAAGAUUUACGCCGAAAAGGGUCGACACGAGACCAUAUGGAUCAUUCUUCGCAAAUAUCACUAUACAGACAGUUUAAGUCUCGAAGACAAAUUUCUUCAUCCCAAGUUUGAUGUGCCGGAAUAUUGCUCUGCUGAACUAAGCCCUAUCGGCUACAGGUUCUUUGUGGACCUGUUUCUGCUUUUUGACAAGGAUAAUGACGGAGGUCUAAACGAUCAAGAACUUGAGGCUCUGUUUUCCCCCACCCCCGGCCUUCCAACCUCUUGGAUUGACUCGUCUUUUCCUUCCUCCACAGUUCGGAACGAAGCUGGCCACAUCACGCUGCAGGGCUGGCUAGCUCAGUGGAGUAUGACAACUUUCUUGGAACCAAAGACAACAAUCGAGUACCUCGCCUACCUCGGAUUUGAAUCUCCCAACAUCAAGGACGACAUCACUGCUGCUCUCAAGGUUACAAAGUCUCGGAAGCGAAGAAGACGGCCCGGCAGGGUUGAGAGGAACGUGGUCCUCUGUUACCUGAUUGGGGCUCCAGGAGCUGGCAAGUCUUCGCUUUUGGACUCGUUCUUAAAUCGGCCUUUUGAAGGACUCUACCACCCGACUAUCAAACCUCGACGAGCGGUCAACAGCGUAGAACUGCCUGGAGGCAAGCAAGUUUAUCUCAUUUUUGAGGAAUUGGGCGAGCUGGAGCCUGCCAUUUUGGAAAACCAGUCGAAACUCGAUGCCUGCGACCUGAUCUGCUACGCAUACGACUCCUCCGAUCCUGAUUCUUUUUCCCACAUUGUCGACAUGAGGUCUAAGCAUCCGCAUCUCGACGAGCUGCCGUCCAUUUACACAGCUCUCAAAGCUGACAAGGAUAAAACCACCCAGCGAAGUGAGCUACAGCCCGACCAGUACACGUCUUCACUCAACAUGAACACGCCACUUCACGUGAGCGUGACAUGGAACAGCAUUGCCGAGCUCUUUGUCGCCCUUGCCGAGACUGCUACCAAUCCAAGCAUGGGAUUCCCCAAGACGGAAGAAGAAUCCCCAGACCGUACAAGCUUGUACAUGGCCCUCGGAGCUACCGCUUGUGCAGCCGUUGCCGCGGUCAUGAUAUGGCGUCGUUCAACCAACGCAGCAUGA
Messenger RNA from Pochonia chlamydosporia 170, 1884 nucleotides. RefSeq names its product mitochondrial Rho GTPase 1. Bases 1 to 1884 code for a protein of 627 amino acids. The record is from RefSeq and is a predicted model, not a curated record. The transcript has 2 exons. Gene Ontology annotation, cellular component: mitochondrial outer membrane. Gene Ontology annotation, molecular function: calcium ion binding; GTP binding; GTPase activity. NCBI's taxonomy places the organism in Eukaryota, Fungi, Ascomycota, Sordariomycetes, Hypocreales, Clavicipitaceae. Gene Ontology annotation, biological process: regulation of mitochondrion organization; small GTPase-mediated signal transduction; mitochondrion organization.